Messenger RNA from Penicillium antarcticum, 915 nucleotides. Its product is annotated as VIT1/CCC1 transporter family protein. Lineage: Eukaryota; Fungi; Ascomycota; Eurotiomycetes; Eurotiales; Aspergillaceae. Gene Ontology annotation, molecular function: manganese ion transmembrane transporter activity; iron ion transmembrane transporter activity. The record is from RefSeq and is a predicted model, not a curated record. Gene Ontology annotation, cellular component: fungal-type vacuole membrane. Gene Ontology annotation, biological process: intracellular manganese ion homeostasis. Bases 1 to 915 code for a protein of 304 amino acids. The transcript is spliced from 3 exons.
AUGGCAUUCCUCUUCAUCAAGCAGAAGCUCUUCCCGACAAAGGAAUCAGACAAGCUACCCGCAGGCAAACAACGCCUUCUAGCUCGCCUUGACGACGACCAGACCAUCCGCGGUGACUCAGACCAAGACCUCGAGUCUCAGAGCUGUCGAUCCUACAACACAUUCGGCAACACCAGCCAGCACGAGUCUGCAACCAGCGGUAGCAGCACUCGCUCAAGGAUCAACCCGCGCAUCGUCUCAGAUGCCAUCCUCGGUCUCUCAGAUGGACUUACAGUCCCCUUCGCCCUGAGCGCGGGUCUGUCAGCAUUGGGAAACACAAAGGUUGUCGUUCUGGGUGGACUGGCCGAGCUGGCAGCUGGUGCCAUCUCCAUGGGAUUGGGAGGAUAUGUCGGUGCCAAGAGUGAAGCUGAAUCAUACCAAACCACCGUCCGUGAAACUCAACAAUUAAUCGAGAAUGACCCACAAGAAACUCGCUCUAUGGUUCACGAGACUUUCGCCCCAUAUGGUCUCUCGGACUCUGCUAUCGAGGAUAUCACACGCGACCUGCACGCCUCACCAGACCGACUCUGCGAGUUCCUACUUACAUUCCAUCACCGCGAGACAGAGCCUGACUGCAACCAAGCCUGGACCUCGGCUAUCACGCUUGCACUUGGUUAUUUCAUUGGCGGAUUCAUUCCUCUCAUUCCUUACUUCAUCGUCUCGCAGAUUACGGUUGCCUUGUACUGGAGUAUUGGUGUGAUGGCCAUUACGCUGCUGGUAUUUGGAUAUGUCAAGACCUGCGUUGUGCGUGGCUGGUCUGGGCGUGAUAAUGUGCUCGCUGGUGUUUGGGGUGGAGUUCAGAUGUGUUGUGUUGGUGGGGUUGCUGCCGGUGCGGCGAUUGGACUGGUGCAGUUGAUUGAUACAGGCAGUUCUUGA